GGAGCUGCGGUCAGAAAGCAGACGAGCUUUGGGUCUCGGUUGGUUUUCAGUAGGGUGUCUGGAGCUGGUUGCUCUUCAGUUAGGUGGACAGUCUGAGGGCACCGCAGCCACGUAGGGAUCCUAAGAAGUGGGUGAGGUCUGGGUGUGUGACGGGUGUGCAGCCCAGCAGGGCUAUGAAGUCCCAACACUCCCCAGAGAACGCGGCCAGGGAGAGGAGCCGUGUACGUAACCUCCGCCAAGCUUUCCACAGCCUGCAGGCAGCCCUGCCCUCCGUCCCCCGUGACACCAAGCUCUCCAAGCUGGACGUCCUGGUCCUGGCCACCGACUACAUCGCCCACCUUACUGAGACCCUGGACCAGGGUGGGGCUCUCUCUGAACUCACAGUGCCCCCCAGGGCAGGGGGAUACCUCCACCCAGUCAAGAAGUGGCCGAUGCGCUCCUUGCUGUACUGUGGGAGUGUGGGAGCACUGCUGUCAGCCAAUCAGAAGCCAGCGUCAGGGGAGGAGGAAACACAUCCUCUGACCCCUACCCCAGAGGUCGACAUGGACCAAUCCGUUUAG
This is a messenger RNA of Salvelinus namaycush (lake trout), 560 nucleotides long. RefSeq names its product transcription factor 23-like. The coding region runs from base 174 to 560 and encodes 128 amino acids. Gene Ontology annotation, molecular function: protein dimerization activity; DNA-binding transcription factor activity, RNA polymerase II-specific; RNA polymerase II transcription regulatory region sequence-specific DNA binding. Lineage: Eukaryota; Metazoa; Chordata; Actinopteri; Salmoniformes; Salmonidae. The transcript has 3 exons. The record is from RefSeq and is a predicted model, not a curated record. Gene Ontology annotation, biological process: developmental process; regulation of transcription by RNA polymerase II.